AUGCUAUUCAUUCAAAAGAGAUUACCAUAUGAACAGGAUCAUGUCAACAUAAAUGAUUCUUCAACUUGUGAUGUUAUCCGGAACAAAUUGGUGCCUCAUAAGACUUCUACCACUAAGGCCUCAAGGCUUUCAGUCUCACAAUCUGAGAGCAACAAUCACUCUAGACCAGCAAGAAGCAGUUCAGUGACUCGUCCUUCGAUCUCCACUUUACAGUCUCAGUACAACAACAACUAUUCUUCAAACAGAUCCUCCUCCACAAAUAUCCUCAACACAAGCUCAUCCUCAGUUUCAUCUUACAUUAGACCAUCUUCCCCGAUACCUCAGUUUCAUGAACCUAGAAAAGUCUCACAUGCUCCUGAGGUAGCUACAAGAAGAUCAGUUAAAGCCUCAACCAACACAACUGACAACUCUGGAUUUGGAAGGAAUAUCUCAAAGAAAUCCUUGGAUAUGGCAAUCAAGCACAUGGACAUAAGGAACGGCUCGGGAAAUCAUCGUGCACUAUCAAGCACCACACUGUUUCCACAAAGUAUUCGAAAUUCCACGCCCAAGAGUCAAUAUAAUCGAGGUUCAAGUGCUCCACCAACAUCUAUCGAAGCGAACGGAAACAUACUAAACAAAAAUAAUGGAUCCCAUUUUGACGUGGUAAACGGAAUCAAUAGAAAUAUGAUAAAAGGAAGAGAGAUAGAUGAAAGACAAUACUCAGCAAAACUGAGUGAAAUUGACGUAUACGAGAGCUCUCGUUACGACGCGCUGUUGCUUAAAGAAGAUUUGAAGAAUACAAACUGGCUUCAUAGUAUGGAUGAUAAAUUUGAUCAAGGCUCCUUAUUAUUUGAUAAUGGAUUCGAGAACCUGCCUGAGCCUUUUGGUCUCUUAUAG
Vicia faba (fava bean) is the source of this 876-nucleotide messenger RNA. The record is from the annotation of a GenBank genome assembly. Lineage: Eukaryota; Viridiplantae; Streptophyta; Magnoliopsida; Fabales; Fabaceae.